AUGGCUCCAGAGGCAAAGAAAUGGUUCUCGAGGGAAGGCUUCACUGCCGAUGUGGUAGUCAAACUCGUCAACCGCACCGUGCUCAGCCCCUGGAAGGUGGUGCCAUUGCUGGUACUAGCCCAGUACACAACCAAGGGUCGUGAGCUUCUCGAGUCGCGCCCGCAAUUGCUCAAGGCCCUCAAGACGUUCGCCUUCCUGGCUGUCGUCCGCCGGCUCGGGGCCUGGAUGGACCGCCGCGCCGUGAACAACGGGGUCAAGGACUACUACAACUGGGACCGCGAAGUGGUCGUUCUGACCGGCGGGAGUGGCGGUAUCGGAUUCCGGGUCGCGAAACUGCUGGGUGAGCGCGGCAUCAAGGUAGCCAUCCUGGACAUCACGCCGCCGACCGAAACCCUCCCCAACAGCGUGCGCUUCUACGAAUGCGACAUCACAUCCACCGCCAACAUCGCAGAGGUGGCUAAUGCAAUCCGCGGCUCCUUCGGCAAGCCGACCGUCCUGAUCAACAACGCCGGCAUCCUCACGGCCAAGACCAUCCUCGGCACCACCGAGGCCAUCACCCGCAAAAUGUUCGACGUCAACACCCUCUCGCACUACUGGCUGGCGCAGGAGUUCCUGCCGGACAUGAUCGCCAACAACCACGGCAUGGUGGUGACCGUCGCCUCGCAGGCCGCAUACGCCGUCACCGCCAACAUGGUCGACUACUCCGCCUCCAAGGCCGCCGCGGUUGCAUUCCACGAGGGACUUGCCACCGAGCUGGUGACCCGCUACCAGGCCCCUCGUGUGCGCACCGUCCUUCUCACGCAGGGCUUUGUCAAAACGCCCCUGAUCAAUGACCUCACUCCCGAGGAUACCUGGAUGUCCCCGCUGCUGCACCCGCAGACCGUCGCCGAUGAGCUGGUCAAGCAGGUGCUCACGGGCCAGAGCGGCCAUAUUGCUGUCCCUAUUGUCGGGGGUUACCUGGGGAAGCGUCUGCGCGGUGACCCGCUCUGGUGGCAGCAUUCGCUGCGCUGCAGGUUGGAGAAGCUGAUGCGGGCGUCUUGA
Messenger RNA from Penicillium lagena, 1041 nucleotides. Its product is annotated as short chain dehydrogenase/reductase family protein. NCBI's taxonomy places the organism in Eukaryota, Fungi, Ascomycota, Eurotiomycetes, Eurotiales, Aspergillaceae. The transcript has 2 exons. The record is from RefSeq and is a predicted model, not a curated record. Gene Ontology annotation, molecular function: oxidoreductase activity, acting on the CH-OH group of donors, NAD or NADP as acceptor. Bases 1 to 1041 code for a protein of 346 amino acids.